Messenger RNA from Micropterus salmoides (largemouth bass), 1248 nucleotides. RefSeq names its product excitatory amino acid transporter 5-like. The transcript has 8 exons. Gene Ontology annotation, cellular component: plasma membrane. The record is from RefSeq and is a predicted model, not a curated record. Lineage: Eukaryota; Metazoa; Chordata; Actinopteri; Centrarchiformes; Centrarchidae. Gene Ontology annotation, biological process: L-glutamate transmembrane transport. Gene Ontology annotation, molecular function: neutral L-amino acid transmembrane transporter activity; glutamate:sodium symporter activity; L-glutamate transmembrane transporter activity. Bases 31 to 1248 code for a protein of 405 amino acids.
AAGUACUUCCAGUUUCCCGGAGAGCUGCUGAUGAGGAUGCUGAAGAUGCUGAUUCUCCCACUCGUUGUGUCAAGUUUGAUGUCAGGACUGGCAGCCCUCGACGCCAAGUGUUCCAGUCGGCUUGGUCUGAUCACAGUGUCUUAUUACCUGUGGACCACCUUUGUGGCCGUGAUAGUGGGGAUCAUCAUGGUCUCUAUCAUCCACCCAGGCGGUGCGGCCCAGAAAGAGGACUCUGAGGACAGCGGCAAGCCUAUCAUGAGUUCUGCUGAUGCUCUGCUGGACCUCAUCCGCAACAUGUUCCCAUCUAAUCUGGUUCAGGCCACAUUUCAGCAGUAUCGAACAAGUAGCGAGUACAUUGUGAAAACCAAGCCAACGGUGAGCAAGGCCCAAUCAGAGUCCACCACACGGCGAGCACUCAUCUAUGGUAUCCAGGAUGAUAAUGGAACUGACAUCCAGAACUUCGCUCUUGACCUGACUCCACCUCCUGAUGUGCUCAUACGUACUCGGGAAGGAACAAGCGAUGGAAUGAAUGUCCUUGGAAUUGUAAUCUUUUCUGCCACCAUGGGGAUCAUGUUGGGAAGGAUGGGGCCAAAUGGCAGCGCCUUGGUAAACUUCUGUCAGAGCCUGAAUGAGGCCGUCCUUAGAAUUGUUGCCAUUGUCAUAUGGUACUUCCCGUUUGGCAUCGUGUUCUUGGUGGCCGGAAAGAUCCUGGAGAUGAGUGAUCCCUCGGCCAUGGGGAAAAAGUUGGGUUUCUAUGCCGUCACUGUGGUGUUUGGUCUGGUGUUACAUGGAUUGUUCAUCCUGCCUGCCAUGUACUUCUUCAUCACCAAAAAGAGCCCCAUCGUUUACAUACGGGGAAUACUACAAGCACUGCUCAUCGCCCUGGCAACCUCUUCCAGCUCUGCCACAUUGCCUAUAACCUUCAAGUGCCUCCUAGAGAACAACCACAUUGACCGCCGCAUCAUCCGUUUUGUGCUUCCUGUGGGCGCCACCAUCAAUAUGGACGGCACCGCUCUCUACGAGGCUGUGGCAGCAAUAUUCAUCGCACAAGUUAACAAUUACGAGCUGGACUUUGGCCAGAUCAUUACCAUCAGAAACAAAACCAGCUGCAUAGACCUGAGGACCAUGGAUGUGAGAAAAAUUGAGGGAGAUCUUCAGGAAUGCGUUUCAAGCGGGCACGCUGACACCAACCACGUCUCCGCGCGUAAUGGGAAUAUCCGCAAGACGGAGACAGCUGAUCAGACGUGA